Molecule: messenger RNA, 3011 nt
Organism: Lytechinus variegatus (green sea urchin)
Lineage: Eukaryota; Metazoa; Echinodermata; Echinoidea; Temnopleuroida; Toxopneustidae
Product: G-protein coupled receptor GRL101-like
Exons: 17
Coding region: 10-2760 (916 amino acids)
Biological process (GO): G protein-coupled receptor signaling pathway
Cellular component (GO): membrane
Molecular function (GO): protein binding; G protein-coupled receptor activity
Source: RefSeq, a predicted model, not a curated record
GGGAUAAUAAUGGCUUACGUUCUACAUCGACUUAUCUCCGUUUGUAUUCUUACAAGAAUAGCAUUUUGCCAACAAGCAGAACAUGUAAGGUUAGAGAAUGGACUGACACUUCGAGAGGGUAGGGUUGAGGUACGCAUCAAUGGAACUUGGGGUACACUCUGUGACGACAGCUUUGACGUCGAGGACGCUCACGUAAUCUGCCGAAGUAUGGGCUUCACUGGGGCACUUGGUAUUACAUCGCUCUCGGAGUUUUGGCCGAGUUCUUGGAAGGUCCACCCGGUUGAUCUGCAGUGUACCGGGGAGGAAUCCGACAUCUUGAGUUGUCCCGGAGUUAAUCUAGUUGUCCAGCAAGAGGAAUGCAACUCAAAUCUGACGGAGGCUGGCGUUAGAUGUUCAGAUUGUCGGGAUGUCAGUCCUCGUUGUGAAGAAUGGGUCAAUCAAGGAGCAUGCGAAUCUUACGCAGGAGAAAUUCAACAUGUUUGUCAGAGUAGUUGCGACCAGUGUACACUUUUCGACCUAAAUGAUACAGCAACAUCGAUUCCUUGGGAAGAAACAUGUAUGACAGGUCAAUGCUUUCUCGAUUCCAAUAAUGACACGAAGUGCAUACCAGUCGUUGAUGUUUGUGUGACAGUAGGAUGGUACCAAGGGAUCAUAUGCAUACCUACUCCUGUUGAACCAGCUCCAUCUGUCCUGCGUUGCAUGAAUGUGUCCACUGAACGCACAAGGUCGACCCUAUCUGCUGCAAGAUUAGUAGAUGACUUUAGAAUAAAGACAUGGCAACUGCCUCAGAGAUCGAAGGAAAUUGAUCGAGAUUUAGAAAUGAUUUUUAAAAAAUUUGCUAAAAUCUACGCGUACUUCCAGCUUUACAAUAUAGAAUUUCGUCCUGAACACCUAUUGAACCGGCAGAGACAGGUUACGCUCUUAUAUAUAUGGCGUGUGAAUUUGACCUCUAUCGACGAUAAUGCUUUUAGUGCAUUUCCGAGUCUCCUCACGUUACUCUUAGGAGAAAACAAGCUUAAAGAGAUCAGAAAUACAGCGUUCGCUGGUUUACAAAGGUUGGAAUACAUUAAUCUCCAGUUUAACGAGAUAUCUUCGAUUGAAAAUGGUACCUUCACACAUUUGGACAGUCUUUUCUUCUUGGAUCUUUUCGGUAACGCCUUAGAUUACAUACAGCCGGGUGUAUUUUCUGGAUUGACCAACCUUCGACAACUGAGUCUUUACGAAAAUAGGAUUCGAGGAAUCGAUAAAGGAGUUUUUGACGACGUGAAGGAAUUACAAUUCUUGUAUCUGCAAUCAAAUAAGAUUAAAGACAUACAAGUUGGAGCACUUUUUACCCUGGGAAAACUUGAAAUCUUAAAUUUGGCAUCGAAUUCAAUAAACAUUUUAAGCAGUGGAGUGUUCGCAGGACUGCAUUCUCUUCAAUAUCUAUUCUUAACCAACAACCACAUCCAUACCAUUGAAGGGCAUGCAUUUGACUCACUGGCAAAUCUCCAGUAUCUGUUCUUCCUUGGUACUGAACUGAGAGAUGUAGAUUCGAAUGCACUUACCGGACUUGCAUCCUUGCAGAAAAUGUCAACUUCUGACAAUAGAUUGUGCUGUUUACUAUCGGAAAAUACCACUUGUGCGAGGACAUCUCAGACCAGUCCAUUAGACACCUGUAGCAGGUUGUAUCCAAACGUGGCCUUGAGGAUCGCAGGAUGGGUCAUGGGUUUGUUGGCCAUUGCCGGAAACGGCACCGUUCUCUUCAUUCGGCUAUGGGAUAAGAAGAAGCCGAACGACAGGAAGAAACCGAAAGAUAAGGUCCAGAAUACCAUGAUAAGUAGUUUAGCUAUGGCUGAUAUAUUGAUGGGGGUUUACAUGAUUAUCAUUACGUCUGCCGAUCUUAAGUAUGGCAAUACCUUCUACCUGAGUGCCCCUCAGUGGCGGGAUUCCAACAUGUGUAGAUUUGCUGGAUUUCUAGGAUUCUUAUCCAGUGAAGCAUCGGUUCUGACCCUGACCUUGAUCACCAUAGAUAGGUUCAUAUGGAUCAUGUUCCCUUUCCGUCCAAAUUUAAGAAUUGGUCACAAGGGGUCUAAGAUUCUUAUUGGUGCAGCUUGGUCGUUGACUAUACUGUUGAGUAUCGGAUUGGUGAUUGUUACCUCAUACAGACCUGACGUGUACGGACUUUCCGACGUCUGCCUUGGUUUGCCGCUUCAUGUCGAGGCGAAAGACACUGGAGUUCUGGAAAUCACUGGACAUUUCUACUUUGAGUAUCAGGUAAAUUUCAAGAUUAAUGAAAGCGGUUCCAGGCCUCCGUGGUUGCUUUCCAUCAUUAUUUUUAUUGGCUUUAAUCUGGUGUCUUUCACUUUAAUCUUGAUAUGCUACAUUAUGAUCUUUAUCACGACUCGUCGUUCUUCGGCCAAAGUUCGGAAGAACAGCUCCAAUAAGCACGAGACCAGAUUGGCUGUUCGCAUGGCGAUGAUCGUUGCUACAGACCUCGUCUGUUGGAUGCCUGUCAUCAUCAUGGGAAUCCUUUCUCAGACCGGUGCAGUCACCCUCGACCCUUCUCUCUAUGCUUGGACAGUGAUUCUCAUCGUCCCUAUCAAUUCGUCAAUCAACCCUUUCCUAUAUACCUUCAUUGUGUACAUCGAUGAAAAGAAGGCGAAGAAGAAGACAGUGACGAACGAGAACAAAGUCAAAGUAAAAGAAUUAAAAAGCAAGCGAAGUCUUGAACAGUCUUCUGGGAAUAAUAGUGAUAAUAGCAAGUCAUCUGAAAUAUAGCGUGAUAAUUUCAUAAUUUCGUCCUAACCGAACAUAUCUAACCUACACUUUAUUUAAGUCAUCAACUGAUUUCAGUAUGCAUUGAAAUUUGUAGGUUUGCCGUAUAUUUCUGCCCUCAAAAUGCCCCCAUAUAAAUAAGAUAUUACUGGUGAGAUAUGGAAACCCAUCAUAAUAUAAUAGAUAACCAAUAGGUUGGAACUGCACUUAAAAAUAAGAUUGUCAUGCUCUGUAAUCGAUUACAACGAUAAUAU